Diaporthe amygdali is the source of this 1983-nucleotide messenger RNA. RefSeq lists its product as uncharacterized. The transcript has 3 exons. Lineage: Eukaryota; Fungi; Ascomycota; Sordariomycetes; Diaporthales; Diaporthaceae. The record is from RefSeq and is a predicted model, not a curated record. The coding region runs from base 1 to 1983 and encodes 660 amino acids.
AUGUCUAACACCUCUUCAUCCAGCUCUGAGGCUCAUAUUCUUGCUCCUCAUUCCACUCAUGUGUUCAAAUUCUGUGACAGUACGGAAUUCAAAGGCGUGAGAAAGGUCGUCAUCCGCGGAGAGAUGCGAGGACUGUCACCUUAUCAGCGGGCCAAGCUCAUCUCAAGUGAGAGCCGGGUUUGCAUUGCCUACCGCGACGGCAAAGAGCUGAUUAUUCUCAUGGAGAAAGUCAAUGCUGAUGUAUUGUAUCACUACUGCCCUCAGCUUCGCAACUUCUAUAGCUGCUGCAAGGACAGUGGUCCAACCAUCGUUCUCCCCAAUACGGAGGAGUUUUGCCUGGUUGGCGCCAGUGGUGUCGCCUGGGUGGUCGGCAGCUUUAUUCACGAGGUAAGCAAAGGCACUGGGUCCUUUUUCAAGUCCUAUAUCCCCUCGCAUUCGGCUCCGAAGCAGCUAUUCCACGCGGCCGCUGUCUUUCGUGCAUUCGACCUGCCUCGAUUUGCUCAAGACCUUGUCGAUCCAAAGAAUGGUGUGAUUGUCUACUUCUUGAAGCAGACAGCGCGGGACAUUAAGUCGCCUAAGGCUGUAGGUACUUGGAUCCAUUCUCUCAAGAACGACCCACUCAUAUGCGAGGGCGACCUUGCACUUCUCGUGGAGGCAUACAAGAUCUUUGCGAGGCGUACUGAGCGUUGCGGUACGAAGGAGCAGCACAAUGACUCCACGUUCACGAAAAAAUCGAAGAAAUGGGCGAAGGAGAGUUCUCAGCUCGCCGUCGCAGUCGUUCUCGUCUCCGCCAUGGUUGUCUUCGUUACUGGACCCUACAUUGCGUACAAGAAGUUGAAUAAAAUACGGCGCUUGUUCAGAGAGAAGAGAAGGAUUCAUCAAUUCCGGUAUGGCCACUUGCCAAAGUCCCAGCCCAUCAGCGAAGGCUUGGUUGAAGUUGGACGUCACCGCAGCAAUGUUUCCCAAAAAAGCAUCCUCAGCCUGCCCAUCGAGAUUCGACGACACAUCUACGACCUAGCAAUACCCACCAAGAAGGUUUACCAGCCAACGCCAGGUCGCCCGAAGUAUCCUCUAUUCGAGUAUCACGGGCCCCAGCCGCCUCACUGGCCACCUCAUCAGCAUAUACGUAGCGACGAGGACCCUCCGAGUCAGGCUCUCGGCACGAUUCUGCGUCUCGGAGGAUCUUAUCUUCAUCCCAUUCCCGCGCCGAAGCGGCAAGGCUGUGUCAUAUUUCACUGUGCUUCACAGCUGAUCUGCGGGGAUAUGUGGAUGGAGCUUGCACCUGCAAAAGCCGCGGAGACCUGCUUCAUCACGGACCUGAUGAGAUCGAGCCGGACAUUGUAUCGGGAUCUGUUGCAUCACUUUUACGCGAGGAAUUUGUUCUCGUUCUUUGGGCCGGAAUCGCUCCUGUAUUUCGUCCGAAAUGUCAGCCCAGAAGGUUUACGGCUAAUACGUUACGUGCACCUGGCCAUACCACUUGAGAGCGAGGGGUGGCAGUCCAGACACAGCAAAGCCCUGGUGGAAAAGGCUUUCAGAGUCCUCCAGGAACAGUUCAAGAGCCUAGAGCAGUUGGAUGUCGAGGUCGCCAUACUGUGGUCUCAGCCUGCAGAGGCCCAGCUCAUUGCGCCUUGGCUCAGGGACGAGGUCUUCGGCCAACUGCAUGGGUUGGAAAAUCUGGUGAUCAAAAUAUCCGUCUAUAAGGGCGCCAACGAGAGGCCGAAAAAUGCCUACGACCCUCCUGCAAUGGAGGAGCUGAGCAGCUGGACUGAGCCAUUCCCGGGCCUAAUUCUUGGUGCCGAUGACGGACCGACAAAAAAUCUUCUAGCGGAAGAGUCUGCUCCGCAUAUGACGAGGCGAGAGCGGACCUUUUCCACGGACAGGGAAGACCCCACCAGUCAUCGCGGCUAUUCAAAUUCUGCGAGCGACUCAGACCACGCCGUGCCGUGCCGUGCCAUUUUCGAUCGCAACGCUGACAGGGACUGA